This is a messenger RNA of Teleopsis dalmanni, 618 nucleotides long. RefSeq lists its product as uncharacterized. The record is from RefSeq and is a predicted model, not a curated record. Lineage: Eukaryota; Metazoa; Arthropoda; Insecta; Diptera; Diopsidae. The transcript has 2 exons. The coding region runs from base 1 to 618 and encodes 205 amino acids.
AUGCAACAAACAUAUUUUGCUGAAGAUAUUCGUCGUGUAAAAAAAGGAGUAGAAGGUCAAGGUGUUUGCAAAUUUCUCAACCCUUUUUGUGAAACGUUUGGGUACAACUUGUUAAAGGUUGGUGGACGUCAAGAACUAGCUUCGCUACCUCAAAUGCAUCCUGUAUUACUAGCCAUAGAAGCUAUAUUUAAUUCACGACCGAUAGCUCCACUUUCUUCUGAUCCAAAUGACUGUAAGGCUUUGAUACCUGCACAUUUCAUCAUUGGUAACUCAUUAAAGGCUUUACCCGAACGCGCUAUUGUUGCUGAAAAUGAUAUAAAUCAUCACGAUGAAUGGUCGUGCAUUAUCGCAGUGAAGCAACGUUUUUGGCAUCAAUGCUCUCGAGAAUAUUUGAGUGAGUUGCAGUCUCGUACUAAAUGGGUCCGUGAUCAACCAAACAUUCAGGUUAAUGCAUUAGUGAUCACACACGAAGACAACAUGCCACCACAACAUUGGAUAACUGGCAGAGUAAUUUCAGUCAUCCCAGGCAAAGAUAAUCGUGUGAGAGUCGUUGAGGUGAAGACGCCAAAGUGCAUUAUGCGACGUCCCAUUCAUAAGUUGGCACUUCUUCUAGUAUGA